AUGAUACGCAAAGGCAAAUUGAAAUUUCAAACAAGAGAGAAGAAAAUGGGUGCAUUCUCCGGAGAACAAGCAGGCAACGAAACUGGCCAAGGCAUGUCUUCGAAGAAGAAACUGGUCGUCAUGGUGAACGGUUUGCCAGGGAAAAUGGCACUUGGCUGUGCUGAAAUCGUUCUAGAGCGGGGCUUCGAAUUGUGUCCCGUCUCACUAGCUGGUUCUCGAGGUGAGAAAAUUGAGAUCGCUGCUUCUGGAGGUGGUGCGUCGUCAAGCCGCGAAGUGGAACUUUAUCCUAAGGAUAAACACGAAGAGGCGAUGACACUUGCAUGUAAAAGCAGAGAUGCAAACGGGGAAGACAAGGAGUUGCUGAUCAUCGACUACACCUCUCCAUCCGCGGUCGAAAAUAACGUUACUCUAUACGCUAAAUACGGUAUCCCUUUCGUUCUCGGAACCACAGGCUUUGCCGGAGAUCCGAAGACCCUCACAGGUUUGGUUGAAAAGUCACCAACAUGUUACGCAGUGAUUGCGCCAAAUAUGAACAAGCAAAUCGUAGCGUUUCAAGCGAUGAUGGCCUAUGCUGCGGAGACGUUUCCUGGCGCUUUUGCCGGCUACGAUUUGUCGAUAAAAGAAUCACAUCAGAAGACGAAGAAAGACACAUCGGGCACUGCGAAAGCAGUAUGUGGACAUCUGGCGACGUUGGCCGGAAGGAAGGAUUUUGCGGUUGUGGAUAUUGAAAAGUUAAGAUAGAAGUGAUAGUACUAGUGCAUUCUUUCGAUUCCAUUAAGUGAGGAGCUGAGCGAAGAGAAGCAAAACGAAAAAGUAGAGGUCCGAUAACAAAACACGAAACACAAAAUUAGAACCAGACUGAGGCGUAAUGGUAAUUCUGUCUAAGAUUCUGAUAGUGCUG
Molecule: messenger RNA, 901 nt
Organism: Amoebophrya sp. A25
Lineage: Eukaryota; Dinophyceae; Syndiniales; Amoebophryaceae
Source: the annotation of a GenBank genome assembly